Molecule: messenger RNA, 1623 nt
Organism: Penicillium olsonii
Lineage: Eukaryota; Fungi; Ascomycota; Eurotiomycetes; Eurotiales; Aspergillaceae
Source: the annotation of a GenBank genome assembly
AUGAAGGCCUCUAUCAUUGCCGGUCUCUCCAUCCUCGGAGCCGCCGUGGCUGCCGACGUGCCCAACAUUGAGAUCAAGGGCAAGAAGUUCUUCUACGCCAACAACGGUACUGAGUUCUUCAUUCGUGGUGUCGCCUACCAGCCUGACUACACUGGCGGUAACGGCGGUGACACCGAGACCUCCUACACCGACCCUCUCGCCGACGUGGACUCUUGCAAGCGUGAUAUUCCCUACCUCACCCAGCUGCGCACCAACGUCGUCCGUACCUACGCAGUCGACCCGAAGAAGGACCACGAUGAGUGUAUGCAAGCCCUCGCCGAUGCCGGUAUCUACCUGAUUACCGAUCUGUCCUCGCCUUCCGAGUCCAUUGUCUCGGACGACCCCACCUGGAACGCCGACCUGUUCACUCGCUACUCUCAGGUCGUCGAUGCCUUCGCCAAGUACCCCAACGUCAUCGGUUUCUUCGCCGGUAACGAGGUUGCCAACAAGGUCAACAACACCGACUCGAUGGCCUACGUCAAGGCUGCCGUCCGUGACAUGAAGUCCUACAUCAAGGAGAAGAACUACCGUAGCUCCCUGGCCGUGGGUUACGCUACCGAUGACGACCAGACCGUCCGUGAGGGUGUCUCCAACUACCUGGUCUGUGAUGAUGCCUCCGACUCCAUUGACUUCUUCGGUUACAACAUCUACGAAUGGUGCGGUGACUCUUCCUUCACCAAGUCCGGCUACUCCGAGCGCACCAAGGAGUUCGAGGACUACCCCGUCCCCGCCUUCUUCUCCGAGUACGGCUGCAACGACGUCCGUCCCCGCAAGUUCACCGAUGUCCCCGUCCUCUACAGUGACAAGAUGACCGAUGUCUGGUCCGGUGGUAUCGUCUACAUGUACUACGAGGAGACCAACAAGUACGGUCUUGUCUCCGCCUCCGGCGACAAGGUCAGCACUCUGUCCGACUUCAGCUACCUCUCCAAGCAGAUGGAAUCUGCCACCCCCUCCGGUGUCGUCUCCAGCAAGUACUCUGUGACCACCACCGCUGGCCGUAGCUGCCCCACCGUCGGCUCCGACUGGAACGCCGCCAGCAAGCUGCCUCCUUCCCCCAACGCCGACCUGUGCGAGUGCAUGUACAACUCCCUGGAGUGUGUCCCUGUCUCCGAUAUCUCCAACAAGAAGAUCGGCUCCACCUUCUCCUACCUCGGUGGUGAGGAUGGUGUCAUGGACGGUGUCAACUCUAACGCCACCUCCGGCAAGUACGGUGCCUACUCCAUGUGCUCUGCCAAGCAGCGUCUUGCCUGGGCCAUGAACCAGUACUACCAGAACAACAAGGGCAAGGCCGGUGCCUCUGCCUGUGGCUUCAGCGGUGCCGCCUCCACCAAGAAGGCUACCUCCGCCUCCGGCUCCUGCGCUACCCAGAUGAGCUCCAUCGGCUCUAAGGGUACCAACGCCGUCUCUGCUGGUCUCGCUGCCAGCACUGGCGCCGCCGCCUCCGGCACUGCCGGCUCCAGCGGUGCUACUUCUUCCGGUAUCGCCGUUGGCACCGUUCCCCAGUCCGUUCACAUCGGUGCCUUCCAGGCUGGCGCCUACGCGGUUGCUGCCAUUGCUUCCGGUGUCUUCAUGAUCAUGCUUUAA